Trichoderma atroviride IMI 206040 is the source of this 1641-nucleotide messenger RNA. The record is from RefSeq and is a predicted model, not a curated record. NCBI's taxonomy places the organism in Eukaryota, Fungi, Ascomycota, Sordariomycetes, Hypocreales, Hypocreaceae.
GACUCUGCAGCGCCCGACUCGCCGCUGCUCGCCCCCGCCGUCACGCAGCCCCGAUGGCUGCAGCUGCAGCAGCCGAAAUGGCUCCGCGCAGACCGGAACGGCCGGUUCACACGCUGGUGGCGCCGCAUCCUCGCCUCGCCGGCGACCUGCCUGGCCUUGCUGCGGCCCCGGCGCUCGUGCUGCUCGCUGUCCUGGCCCCUGGCCGCGCUCGUCGUCGUCGCCGCCUAUGCGCUGCUGUGCUUCGUGCGCGGCGUCCCGCUGCUGGCCUCGCCGCUGCCGCCGUACUCGGGCCCGUACGGCGUCGGCAUCAUCGACGUCGAGGUUGCGCUGCCCAAGCCGCGGCGCGUGUCCGAGACCGUCUUCAAGAGCACUGGCGAGCCGGCGUUUGAGCACCGCACGACGCUCUUCACCGUCUACUAUCCCAUCGAUAAGGGCAUCAAGGAGCGCAGGAAGAGGCACGACUGGUUUGCGCGGCCGCUCAGCCUGACGGCGGCAGGAUAUGCAAAGUACGCGCACGUCAACAACUUCCUGGUCCGGCCCAUCUUCACAUUUGGGCUGUGGCUUGUUGCGGGCAGCAUCACGAUUCCCGCAAACGUCGAUGCGCCAUUGCUGGGAACGACCGCCACAGAAGCACAAGAGGAGCAUCUUGAACGAUUCCCCGUCAUGGUCUUCUCCCACGGCGAUGCCAGCGCAAGGAGGGACUACACCCAUUACACCGGCGAGCUCGCCAGCCGCGGCUACGUCGUCGCAGCAGUCGAGCACCGCGACGGAAGCUGUCCCGGCACCCUCAUGAGAAUCAAGGGCGAAAAGGACAAGCAGGUCCUCCACUUCAAAGAGGCCGAGCUCCUCUCCGACCCUCCCAUGGACACGGAAAAGUACAAGCGCGAGCAGCUCGCCUUCCGCGACGCCGAGAUGCUCGAAACCAUCAACAUCCUCCGCGCCAUCAACGACGGCCACGGCGACGACAUCUUCGCCCGCAACUCCCGCGCCGAGGGCUCCCACCUCCACAGCUGGGCCAACCGCCUUGACUUUGGCAACCUCACCAUCGGCGGCCACUCCUUUGGCGCCACCGGCGCUCUGCAGACCCUCAGGCACGCGCCCUCAGACAUCAACCCUGCCGUCGGCGGCGUCAUCCUCGACCCAGGCAAGCAGAGCGGGCCCCUCCACGCCCUCAUCGACGUGCCCCUUCUCAUCGUCCACUCCAACUCGUGGUCCAAGCAUCACAGCGUCUUCUACAACCGCCCGCACUUUGACACCGUCAGGGACCUCGCCCGCGGCGUCCUCAACCGCGUCCCCAGCCACUCGUCCUGGUUCCUCACCAGCAUCGGCACUGCUCACCCCAGCGUCUCGGACGCGCCCCUCAUAGAACCCCUCCUGCUGAGCUGGACCACAGGGGCGAGUCUAAACGUCAAAGAGGCCUUGGGCGAGUACGUCCGCGUGACAGAUGACUUUUGGCACUUUCUGCGCACCACCCGCAGCGCCAACUCGUCUCUCACAGACCCCGUAGUGCACAAGGGCGAGAUGAGAGGCAUCCUCGCCGAAAAAGUCACCCACGAAGAGUACGGCGAGUGGGUUAGCGAAGAGCGCAAAGCCGAGUUUCCACAAUCCCUAGCCAGGCUAUGGCAAGUCCACGUCAGUCCA